Molecule: messenger RNA, 3246 nt
Organism: Acipenser ruthenus (sterlet)
Lineage: Eukaryota; Metazoa; Chordata; Actinopteri; Acipenseriformes; Acipenseridae
Product: sodium- and chloride-dependent transporter XTRP3-like
Exons: 11
Coding region: 114-1907 (597 amino acids)
Biological process (GO): sodium ion transmembrane transport
Cellular component (GO): plasma membrane
Molecular function (GO): L-proline transmembrane transporter activity
Source: RefSeq, a predicted model, not a curated record
UUAAAAGCUGCUAAUCUUGUGCAGAGAGUGCUCACUUCCACUGAAGACGUCUGAAAGGUGGCUGAGGAGGUGAGACCGAGAAGAGACACAAAGAGGUCCUGAUAACUUCAUCAAUGGUGGAGGAGUCAAGACCAUCAUGGGAAAACCCCAUGCAGUUUGUGCUGGCAUGUGUGUCCUAUGCAGUGGGACUGGGCAAUGUCUGGCGCUUUCCUUAUCUGUGCCAGAUGCAUGGUGGAGGUGGAUUUUUAAUUCCCUAUCUGAUUAUGUUGGUGGUUGAAGGAUUACCUUUGUUUUACCUUGAACUGGCCAUUGGACAACGUAUGCGCCAGGGGAGCAUUGGAGCAUGGAGCGCCAUUAACCCUUACAUGGGGGGAGUGGGUAUAGCAAGUGUGGUCGUGUCCAUCUUUCUUGCUGUCUACUACAAUGUAAUUAACGCCUGGGCGUUUUGGUACCUUUUUCAUUCAUUUCAGGGUACCCUGCCCUGGGCAGAGUGUCCUCUCAGCAGUAACUUCACCACCUACAUUCCAGAGUGCGAGAAGAGCUCUUCUACCGAUUACUUCUGGUACAGGGAGACCUUAAACAUCAGCUCCUCCAUCGAGGAUCACGGGGGCAUUCAGAUGGGGCAGGCCCUGUGCUUGGUCCUGUCCUGGAUGGUGGUGUAUCUCUGUGUGCUAAGAGGAACCGAAUCCACUGGAAAGGUGGUGUAUUUCACAGCAACAUUUCCAUACUUGGUAAUGAUCAUCUAUUUGAUCAGAGGAGUUACUCUGCAUGGUGCUCUGAAUGGAUUGAAGUACAUGUUCACACCCAAGCUUUCUGAUCUUGCAGACCCUAAAGCCUGGAUCGACGCAGCCACUCAGAUCCUGUUCUCUCUGGGUCUCGGGUGCGGGAGUCUCAUAGCCUUCGCCAGCUACAACCACCACAACAACAACUUUGAGAAGCAAGCUAUUGUGGUGUCACUGAUCAACAGCGCAACUUCCAUAUUCGCCAGCCUGGUCACCUUCUCUAUCUAUGGAUUUAAAGCAACAUUCAAUUACGAGAGCUGCUUAGACAGGACACAAUUGCUGCUAAUAAACACCUUUGAUUUGGCAGAGGACUCCAUAAAAAACAAUAAUCUGGAUGACUGGAUUUCACACUUAAACGCAAGCUUCCCGGAUAAGUUUGCCACAAUAUCUUCCCAAAUCGAAGGUUGUGACUUGGAGUCGGAGCUAGACACGGCUGUUGAAGGGACUGGCCUGGCGUUCAUUGUGUACAGUGAAGCCAUUAAGAACAUGGGGCUGUCCCAGCUGUGGUCGGUUCUGUACUUCUCCAUGCUGUUGAUGCUGGGGAUUGGGAGCAUGCUGGGGAAUGUAGCUGCCAUCAUUACCCCACUCCGGGACUCUGCUUUCCUCACCAGGCAUUUCCAAAAGGAAACAUUAAUAGGGAUGAUGUGCCUGUUCUGUUGCCUUGUUGGCCUCUCUUUCACUACCAGAUCAGGAAACUACUGGUUUACCAUUUUUAACGACUAUGCUGCUACAUUUUCUCUGCUCUUCAUAGUCCUCAUUGAAAUCAUAGCCGUCUGUUACGUCUAUGGACUGAAAAAGUUUGAAAAAGACAUUGAGGUGAUGAUCGGACAUCGACCACACUGGUAUUGGAAAAUCACCUGGUCUGUCAUUAGCCCAGUUCUGAUUAUAGGGCUGUUCAUAUUUUAUAUAGCAGAUUACAUCAUGGGCGGAACACCAACAUACCAAGCAUGGGACGCAAACCUGGGUAAAACGGUAACAAAGGAACACCCACCUUUUGCCCAGGCAGUCAUUGGGCUACUUCUUGUAACCUCCAUGAUGUGUGUCCCUUUGGUGGCUCUUAUCACUUUCAUUAAAAAAAAGAAGGAACAGGCGAGGGAAAGCAAGAUAAGCACCACAGCCAGUUAAGAGAUCCACUCCUGGGACAACGAGGGCAAAAGGGCACUUUCCUUCGGAAGCACUGACGCAUGUGGUAUCCAUUCUGUGCAAAGAUCAAGACCCUAACAGGAGACUCCUCUGUGUUCAAGAAUAAGAUGUCUGCGUAACCACCGAAGGCCUUGUUUCGACUUCCAGUAUUGCUCCUUUCACCUCCUACCCCUCCUUUUCGUUCGAAUUUCCAGCAUCCAUUAGAAAACAUAUUCAGAGCAGGGCUCAGAUAUUCAUUCUUUUACGCUGUAGAAGACAAAGGUUUCAGUGUUGAGAAGGAUUUAUUUCAAGGUCUUUACUGCAAUAACCCUGUUAAAACAAAAGGGAUACUGUGUAAACAACACUGUGAAUCCUGUUCCCUUUCAAGUUUCAGUUAAUCAAUAGUGCUAUAACACAGUAUUAAGGUAGCUUCACUUUAGUUUAUUACUAUCAUGGUGUAUUCAUUAUGUCUGUUUUGUUUCUAGUUUUCUUCUAUAGUCAGUUGGACUGAAUCAACAAUCUUCAUUCAUUCUGGUAUGCACAUCUCCUGUGAAGACCUACCUUUCAAGCCUAUUGAUAGAUUUACACCUAUUUUCUAAAUAGCAGUCUUUUUAAGGUGACUGUACACUGCAAGUGUGUUUUUUUUGUUUUUUUUAAGAAGUCUGUUUGAUUAAUUAAGUAAAGUCUGGUGUUCACUAAACUUUGUAGGCUCGUUUCAAAGAAUCCACCAACAAUCUAGAACAGUGUUGUGCCUUCAACCUUUUUUUAAUUCAUCAAACAGACUUUAAAGCUUUGUUUCUAAAACACAUAUUCACCUGAAGUUCAAAAACUUCUACAUGAUUCGGUCUGUAAGAAUCUUCACAAGCACUCUGUUCUCUCAAAAAUAGAGGUAUUUAUUGUACAUCGCUUCCUGUGUUUUCAAAGCUAUUGACGAAUAGUUACUGACCAAUGACCAAAAUAUGUUGUUUUGGGGGUCUGUUUAAAAUAUCAAUUGUUUUUCAGGUGCUGAGUUUAUCGAACAAACUAUGAAAUGGGAAGGUGUCACUGACAGAGCAGUCACUGCUUUUAACAAGUUUAUGGUGCCUUAAACUAUAAGAAGCUUUUCUAGGUGUUUUUUUUUUCUUAAACUAUUGUUUAAUAUUGUACUAAUGAAAUGUAUAGAAUUGAACUUGUGAAACUUAAAAGGGGUUUUAACUUAAAAUCUACUUUUAAGAGGUAUUUCCUAACGUAAGUUUUAAUGUAGAGCUGGUUGAAAGCUGUGUAAGUUUAAAUAUAUAUCUGUAUACAUAUGACUAUAUACAUAAUGCAAAGUAAUACAUAUUAAAAAGACCUUAAAAUCAAA